CUGAACAGGCUCAGGGAGGUCAAAGCCUUCGUGAUCCAGGAUAUUCCUCUUUACCAUAAUUUGGUGAUGAAGCACAUUCCUGGGGCUGAUCCUGAGCUUGUCCUCCUGAAUCAUUAUUAUGAAGAGCUUGAUAGGAUCGCUCUGUCAGACAUGACCCGUUCUGAGAUUAACGAGCUGCUGAUGGAGCUAGGUUUCUAUAAGAAGUCUGAACCAGAGGAUGUGGUGCCAGAUGAAUUCCGCUUCUCUCCCGCCAAAGACAGCCCCUUUAAAGAUGAACCCGCUUACAAGUCAUCCACCUCCACUUUAGACACAGAGAACACCUCCUCAGAGUCCAACACGGAGAUCCUGGAUCAGUGCUUGGUGGAGGGGAAUCAUAUGAAAUAA
Molecule: messenger RNA, 384 nt
Organism: Menidia menidia (Atlantic silverside)
Lineage: Eukaryota; Metazoa; Chordata; Actinopteri; Atheriniformes; Atherinopsidae
Source: the annotation of a GenBank genome assembly